This is a messenger RNA of Brassica oleracea var. oleracea, 750 nucleotides long. RefSeq lists its product as uncharacterized. The record is from RefSeq and is a predicted model, not a curated record. NCBI's taxonomy places the organism in Eukaryota, Viridiplantae, Streptophyta, Magnoliopsida, Brassicales, Brassicaceae. The transcript has a single exon. Bases 1 to 750 code for a protein of 249 amino acids. Gene Ontology annotation, molecular function: RNA-DNA hybrid ribonuclease activity; nucleic acid binding.
AUGCAUACUUUCUUCUUCUGCGAAUUUGCUAGAAAGGUCUGGGCUGAGAUACCUCUGAAACACACAGUUCACAUAGCUGUAGAUGAGACCUUCAAAACAGCCAUCACCCGGUUCCGUAAAGCGAUUUGCCUCCCACCGGUAGGAGUAACGACUAAUAUCAUGCCCUGGACCUGUUGGAUGAUCUGGAAGGAAAGGAACACGCUAAUAUUUGAAGGCAAGAGUCGAACACCUGAAGAGAUCGCAGCAAAAGCACUAGGGUUAGCUAGAGAAUGGAAGCAAGCUCAACAAAUUCAACAAACCAAAGGAAAAAAGAUACCUUCUUAUCGACAAGAUCAGAGAUCACAACAGGACCUAAUUGAAUGUCGAACUGAUGCGGCGUGGGACAAAGGACAGCGAAAGGCGGGACUCGCAUGGAUCUUCACAGGGCUACAGAAUCCAGCACAAAAUCGAGGUCACACAACACAAGAUUUUGUCAAUUCCCCACUAAUUGCGGAGGCACUAGCAGUCAGAUCAAGCCUCUGUAUGGCGGCAACAAUGAAGCUCUCAAAGCUCAGGGUUUGCUCCGACAGCUUAACGCUCAUAGCAGCAAUCAACAACAAACAACAGAUGAAGGAAAUUGUGGGUAUCGUCAGAGAUAUUCAAGAAAUCUCCUCUGAGUUUGAUUUUAUCGUUUUUUCUCAUAUUCCACGCAAGAACAAUGAAAGAGCAGACUCUUUGGCUAAACAGGCCCUUAGAGCUGCUUCUGUGUAA